GGCGCAGAGCCGGCGGCGGGAGCGGCGGUGCAGAGCGGAGCGGUGCGGAGCUGCGCGGCGGAGCGGCCUGUCCUGCUCCUGGCUCCGGCGGCCUCCAGGCGCCCCCUCGCCAGCGGGGCUCGGCUCGGCUCGGCUCGGCUCAGCGCCCGCUUCACCGCGCUCCGUAGCGGCGCUUGCGAGAGGAAGGGGACGGAACCGCUGCCGCGCAGCUGCCCCGAGGGAAAGCCCACCAUGUCGCGGCCGCUCCCGCUGAACCCCACCUUCCUACCUCCCACCUACGGGGUGCUCAAGUCCCUGCUGGAAAACCCGCUCAAGCUGCCGCUCGCUCACGAAGACGCAUUCGGAAAAGAAAAAGACAAAGAGAAGAAGUUAGACGAUGACAGCACCAGUACCACAGUCCCUCAGUCAGCUUUCUUGGGCCCAACAUUAUGGGACAAGACACUGCCAUACGAUGGAGACACUUUCCAGUUGGAAUACAUGGACCUGGAAGAAUUCCUCUCAGAAAAUGGCAUUCCGCCCAGUCCGAACCAGCAUGAGCAUAGCCCGCACCAGUCAGGUCUCCAGCAAGCUACCUCAGCAUCACCUUCUGUCAUGGACCUCAGCAGCAGGGCUUCUACUUCAGUCCAUCCAGGCAUGGUGUCGCAGAACUGCAUGCAGAGCCCCGUCAGACCAGGUCAGAUCUUGCCAGCAAACCGAAACACACCAAGUCCCAUUGAUCCCGAGACUAUCCAAGUUCCUGUUGGCUACGAACCCGACCCUGCAGAUCUUGCUCUUUCCAGUAUUCCUGGCCAGGAGAUGUUUGACCCUCGUAAGCGCAAAUUCUCUGAAGAAGAGCUGAAACCACAGCCGAUGAUUAAGAAAGCUCGCAAAGUCUUCAUUCCAGACGACCUGAAGGAUGACAAGUACUGGGCGAGGCGCAGAAAGAACAACAUGGCUGCGAAGCGGUCGCGGGACGCGCGCCGGCUGAAGGAGAACCAGAUCGCCAUCCGCGCCUCGUUCCUGGAGAAGGAGAACUCGGCUCUCCGCCAAGAGGUGGCCGACUUACGGAAAGAGCUGGGCAAGUGCAAGAACGUCCUUGCAAAGUACGAAGCUCGACACGGCCCCCUGUAAAUUCAAGGAGAGGGGGAGUGGGUUUGUUUAUUUUCUUUUUUCUUUUUCUUUUUGUUGCGGGUUGGCAUUUGACUAGAUGGACAAUGUGUUUCCUGUUCGAUAGCACCGCACCCAAACCAACCUUUCUGUCUUCAGCACUUUACCAGAAGCAGAAAAACAACCGACUUACGUCAUUUUUGUUGUUGUUUGCGCGUGCGUGUACCUGCGUAUGUGUGUUCACACGUCCGUGUAUGUGUGCGUGCGCUUGCGUGCGUGUGCGUGUGCAUCUCAGCACUUCCCAUUUUUACGAACCCUCUUCAAAGGGUGCCACAUUUUUACCUGGACUGUUGAGAGCCGCCAUAGUAAGCUUUUUAUUAUAUAUAUAUUUUUUUUCCAGUGCUGCUUCAGAUUAGGGUUUUUAUGUUAUCGUAACCAGUUCCAUCCUCCUGAUUUACUUGGAAAGAUCCCAGUAUAAAUUAUUAUUAAAAAAAUAAAAAAAAAAAAAAAGGAAAAAAAAAAGAAAAGAAAAAAGAAAAAAAAGUAGAUCUCAGUUUUUUCGGAGAGUAACAAGCUAUUGUUUAAGUAUGUCUAAUCAGAAGAGUUAACAUGCUAAUAAAGUGCACAAAUAAUAAUUUAGUACUACACUGCAGAGAUAUUAAUUUAUAGAUCGCUUUUGUUGUAUUUUAAGUUUUGGUGAUAAUCGUCUUCAGAUUUAAAGCGCUGUUAGGCGGAGUUAGCUGUACCCAUCCUAGAUCCCGUCACGGCUUCUCUAGCUCCUAAGGUUCCUUCCUCUCGGACCCAGGUCGGUGGGAGCACGGCCGGUAGAGCACACAGUGUUUGCACUGCCCGUACCCGAAGCAAUAAUCCCGUGUACGCUAGCGCGCAUGCUGCCCGGGUCUUCUAGUGGACGUAGGACGGUUUCCCUACCCAACAGGACUUUUAACGUCUUUAACGAAAAGUAAAAGACACAUUAACGUGAGCAUGCUAAUUGUACCCCUGCUAAAGGGAGCGCAUGUGUAAGAAGCAGGAUAAUUAGUUGAAACGGGAACAAAAUUAAUAGUAUCGAAUCAGAUCCAAUGUCGAAAUCGGAGGGGCUUUUCUGUUUUCAGUUAGUUCUGCAUUUCUUCAAGUUCCAUUUUGUGACUAGAACUUAAAUACCUAAAUUCAGUUGGUUUUUCCCAUGUUCUGUAAUAUAUUUUCUGUGGAUUAUAUCUUGCUGUUUUAAAAAUCACUUUUAUUCAGUUAGAGGACGUCACUGGUUCGCAAAGGCCAUUUUUCCUAGUGAUUGUUGUUUCGAGUGUGACAUGAACUGAUGGUUCUGAACUUUAUUGUUUUAAACUCUCUAUUUGCUUUGAACGCGUAUGUUCUAAUAUAAAGUGGACUUCUGAAAAAUGAAUGUAAGAGACACUGGUGUAUUUCAGGAGGGGAUGGUGUUGUCAUAUACUGUGGUUAAUCCAAUCAAUCUAAGUGUUUACUAUAGACCAAAAGAAUAGAUAUUAUAAAAUGUAUAAAGUUUAUACAGAAUAAUUAUAGUAUGUUUGUUUUGUACAGUAUUUUUCAAGUACAAAUACUGACAAUGUAUUUUGAAAGACAUAUAUAUAGCAAAAAGAAAGAGCUAUUCCAUAUUUGAAAUAUAUAGCAAAGAUAUAUAUUCUCCAUUAUUGUACAGAAAGGAAACGCUUAGUGGGUUGUUGGUUGUUGUUUUUUAAAGAAAAAAAUCUUUAAUAUUUUAAGCCUACCGCUGGCAUGUUCUGUGCUGGAGAUUUAAUUCCUAUGGAAGUAAUAUGGCUUUCUAGAAUGUUCCAUAUUACUGAAAAAGAGACACUUUAUUAUUUUCCAUCAGAAACAAAUAAACUGUUGAAUAGGGACAAAGCACUACGUGGAUUUUAGUCAACUCUUGAUUGGACAAUACAAUAUUUUCUAAAGGCAGAAAAAUAAUACACAACACAAAGGAAACCUCAUCGUAAUUUCUAAUCUGCUGCUGCUGCUAGAGUCUGGUUCCAGCUGAUUUGUUUCUAAUGAAUAGCUUUGUUCAUAUAUGCAGUUGUAUGUACUGCACACGGUUAUUGACAUGUGAGGAAAAUAUGGUGCUACAUGUCUUGCUCACAGUUUUCUAAGUGUUUUGACAUUAUUUUCAAAUAAAAAGGUGGUUCAUUCCAUUAAAUCGUUAUUCACGCUUCAGGAGAUUGUUACGGAGGACUCAACCUUUUGUGCAGCAUUAAAAACACCCUCUCAUCAAUGGCAUUUUCCAGUAUUUUUCCUCAAGCAUCCCUGACUUGUCCGCAUCCCUUAACGUGCAGCACUUGCCUGUGGACCAUUUACUCAGCAAACUGAAUUUCCAUGUGCUGCAGCAAAGUUUCACGUGCUGUAAGUUAUUUCCUAUAGGUCGGGAUGAGCCGCUGGGCGCCCGGGUAGCGAAACGAGACUGACGGCGUUUGGCACCACUCGGUGCUUCUGCUGUCACCACUAUGAAAUAAACUUCAUUUUUCCCCUGGUGGGGCUCAACCAGGCGCUGCUGAGGACACACUUUUAGCAGCAACACAGGGAAUUGCAACAGGUUGUAAUCGUGGUGAUUAUUCCUGACCAGGAAGAAUGGGGUGCAUGAGAUUGGUCAGAUCCGCUGGUGAGUUGCAACAUCACUGCAAAUCUUUCUUUAAAAUGUAAAAGGCAGCUUGGAAAAAACAAAAAAUUACAGAUAAUUCUUUAAUUUCUUUUGGGCAGGGAAGGUAGGGAGACGGUAGGUUUUGUAGGCUGGAUAUCAGAGAUUUAUUAAUUAAGGUCACAGAGGAACAUGGGGGUUUCCAGCAGCCUCAGGACUGGGAUGUGCUGGGUGAACUGGGGCUGCUGGGGAGCCGGUGGGACUUGGGCCCCCAGCGCUGACCAUGGGACCUGGAAUAAAAAUACAAGGACAAAAUAUGUGGGCUAAAACUUGGGAAAAAACCUGGUUAUGUGCCCCAAAAUAACAAUAAAAAAUAAAUAAAAGAAAGUUUAGCUCAUUUUCGGUUCCCAAGGGCAGCGUAGCUGGGCUCAGCACACCUCUGGUGGCUUUCUUGCUCAUGAAGGAGCUUGUAGGUAUAUGAAAUUGUAAUUUUAUAAAACCAGAAAUAUCUAUAUUUGCAGAAUAAUUAAUAGUAUGUCUAAAUAAUUCACUGACCUCUAUUAAACCGUAAGCAUUGGUAAAAUGCUUGUCUUUUUGUUUUUUUGCUGAAACUUAGUGACUUCUUUCUUUUUACAAAAGAAUGCCCUCUACAAGUGGAUUGAAUUUGCCAUGUGUUUGUGAGCACGAGCACCGCGGGGCUCUCCGUGGGAAAGCCCAGGGCAGAGGAGGCGGGGGGGGUUAUUUUUGUUGCUGAGUGGUGCUAAAGGCGCUAAACUUGGCACCAUGGAAAUAAAGUUCUGACUUGAAUCCACAGACGCGAGAGAUUCGACAUGAGAGGGACCUGACGUGGGAAUCUCUGGCCUCUGCGGGUUUGAAAUAACCCCACUCACUGCUUUAAAUCUAUUUUUGCAUGUAAUUUACACUAGAGAUGUGCAGAUUAUUUUUAUUUUCUUGACUUUUUUAUGUGAAAAAGUGGAAAUAAAAAAAAGAAGAGUAUUAAAACUAACAAGUGAUCAACCAUUGUAUUUCUGGCAACACCACAAGACAGCAUCUGUUUAAAUACAAGUUUAACACAUAAGAUCAAGCUGUAUGAGAUGAAAUGGAUUGCAUCCUGCGUGCUGUUUGGCCCAAUUUUUAUUUUUAUUUUUUGUCUGUUAUUCUUAAUGUUUAAUAAACUUUUAAAUUUUUCUUCUCUCA
Columba livia (rock pigeon) is the source of this 4885-nucleotide messenger RNA. RefSeq names its product HLF transcription factor, PAR bZIP family member (gene HLF). Gene Ontology annotation, biological process: regulation of transcription by RNA polymerase II. Gene Ontology annotation, molecular function: DNA-binding transcription factor activity, RNA polymerase II-specific; RNA polymerase II cis-regulatory region sequence-specific DNA binding. Gene Ontology annotation, cellular component: nucleus. The record is from RefSeq and is a predicted model, not a curated record. The transcript has 4 exons. Bases 232 to 1110 code for a protein of 292 amino acids. NCBI's taxonomy places the organism in Eukaryota, Metazoa, Chordata, Aves, Columbiformes, Columbidae.